UGUUAAGGUAGCCGCCAUGAAAAGAGCUAUUCGAAUAUUCAAACUGUUGUUAAGGAAAGGAGCUUCAAUGCUUCCUUUAAUAUCUCAUUUAGCGUAGGAUACACCGGACCACCCUUUACGAAAAGAAAGGAGAUGCGCGUUUUGUAGUCCAUCUUCUGAAUUUUGUAGUUUCACCACGAUAAUAUUCGCCGUCGCAUCAUGACGUGGUUUGGAAAGGACUUCGGAGCUAAUAAUUUUGACGGUACCCAUGGUGUGGCCUGUUCUAACUGAAACAACACCAUAAACAACACCAUAGCUACCAGGAUGCCCAUGCUGCAUGGGUGUAACUGACCUGUUGAAAAUGACAAAGCCAAAAACAAAGCCGUGCCUUUCCUGCCAGGCUAAGAACACAUCUAGCCUGAAGACCUGCAGUGGAUGUCUGGGCAGUCUAGAGUCCAAGCAGAAGUUAAAAAACAAACAAGCAGAGCUAAAAAACAGCAACUGGGCCGCAUCAGUAAAAAAGAACCGCAAUUCCAGCAGGAUUCUUAAUUCUGCCCAGCUGUCGGUCUCAAAACUGCAUGUCCUGAACUACAAGCCCAUUUUAUUUCUGUGCCACCAUAAUCGGAAAGGCCAAAUUGUGAGCGACAUUAUCCAUCAUGUUGAGCCGGCAGAAGGGGUUGUACAGGAGAUCCUCACGAAAAUGAGAAAGCUGUAUGAACACCUGCUGAGAAAAUUACUAUCUCCACCUUCAGAAACAGCUGCAGGUGAAAAGGGGACACCAGCAGCUGGACCAGUCUCAGUGAUGGAGGAAAAUGAGGAAUAUGGACCAGAUUCUGUGAAGGAGGAAAAUGAGGAAUAUGGACCAGAUUUAGUGAAGGAGGAAAAUGAGGAAUAUGGACAAGUCUCAGUGAUGGAGGAAAAUGAGACUGAAUAUAUUCUUCAUAUAGAGCCUGUACCAACGUCUUCCCUUUCUCAGUCUCCCUCAACCUCUUCUGCGUCUCUGCUGCCUCCUGGCAUCCCUCCUGUCUCCUUAACUCCUUUAUUGUCCAGUCAAGCUCCUCCCCACACCCCUGUAUCUCCUCUACCUCCCUCAAAUUUCAGUGCACCUCUCUGCACCUCCAUCCAGCAGCCACCUUCUUCCCCCCCGGGGUCAGACGUCACAACCCUACCAAAGCCAAAAAAAUGGAAAAUUAAAGAAUCCAGUCAACACUGUACACGGAAACUUUUUCUGUAUGAAAGCGUUGAGGACAGGAGAGUCCUAAUGAAGCCUGCACAAAAUAAUGCACAGCUGUACGCCAGCCCACCACAGGUCACAGAGUUGGCGCUACAAGUUCCAAGUUCAACUUGUUCAAGUCCAACCAUCCUUCCAUUAUCUGUAACCGCUUCUCCUCAUCAGGGUCAUGGUGGGGCUGGAGCCUAUCCCAGCUGACUCUGGGCGAGAGGCGGGUACACUCUAGAGAAGUCGCUAGUUCAUGACAGGGCACAUAGAGACAAACAACCAUUCACACUCACAUUCACAUUCUCAUAUACAUCAUCACAACUACAAAAGUGAUAUUUUACUACAUGUUAAGUAAUCCCCAUCCAGCUGUAUGGGAUGAUUGUGGUAAGCAGUAAUGUGUGUGAGAACCUAAAGAAAGGAAGUUUACAACAGUAGUUCAUAUUUAUAUUUCUGCUUCUUUAAUAUGUCACCUGUCAUGUUUAUAUGCACUGACAAUUGUACAUUAGGAGUUUAUUUUAUACAUACAGUAUAUAUUCAUCAGUAGACUGGCAUCCAAAUGUUGACCAGACCUCAUCCUAACCCCUCUUCUCCUAAAUCACUGUUGAUGCUGAACUUUACCCAAAACAGUAAUUUAAAAAAAAUCACACUAAACAAAGAACUGAUUAACUUUUUAUUUUAUCUCUUUUUUAUUAUUAUUAAUUGUAGCUCAAUGUAUGACACACACUCAGUCCUCAUCAGAAGUGCUGAAAUCACUGUCAGCUGCAUCAUCUCUGAUUUCCUGGGAGUCUAUGUCCAGGAGUUGUUCAUGGAUCAGGAUUCUCCUGUAACAGUCUUUCACUUUUAGCAUUUGAGCUACAGUAAUAAUAGGUUUAGUGUGUUUUUUAGGCAUAGGCAAUGGAGUCUCUUUCGUGGAUCAUCUAACUUAAAAUUGUACUAGUAAAUGUACCUGAUUACUUUCCAUCACAGGCUGGGUAAACUGUGAUAAUGUCUAAAGCUUGUUGUUAUUUUCUAUUGUUUUGACCCUUUAUUAUCCUAAUUGUUUACAACUUACUGACAACCUGUGACUGUAAGAGCCAUUCUUCCUACCUUGGAGAUGAUGAAGGUGUAAUGUUGAAACUUUGCGUUUUUGCCUUCUGGUCAGUGAUCCUGACAAAAUAUUAAAGUUUUUUUUCGUG
Molecule: messenger RNA, 2373 nt
Organism: Larimichthys crocea (large yellow croaker)
Lineage: Eukaryota; Metazoa; Chordata; Actinopteri; Sciaenidae
Exons: 7
Coding region: 317-1408 (363 amino acids)
Source: RefSeq, a predicted model, not a curated record